Molecule: messenger RNA, 1458 nt
Organism: Plectropomus leopardus (leopard coralgrouper)
Lineage: Eukaryota; Metazoa; Chordata; Actinopteri; Perciformes; Serranidae
Gene: arl5a
Product: ARF like GTPase 5A
Molecular function (GO): GTP binding; GTPase activity
Source: RefSeq, a predicted model, not a curated record
ACUAGCGCAGCGCACUUCACAACAGCCAGCUGAUGCCAACCAGCUAGCCACAGCGGUUACCGUUUUGGUUUUGUUUUCGGCGAGACACCAACCGUCACAGUACAAUAUACACCCUGCAGGAGAGCCGCACUUCAGAUUCAUUCGCACAAGGAUGGCGGUUGCACUUAAAGCCGUGACAGCUCUUCGUCUGUGUAGUUAGCUAGCUAGCUAGCUAGGUAAAGUUGAUAGCACUGGAUAGCAUCAACGCUAGCUAGCUAGGUUACAGCGGUUUCUUACAAGCUGGCAUCGAAAAAACAACAUCGUCAGCCAUGGGAAUACUGUUCACGAAGCUAUGGAGGCUUUUUAACCAUCAAGAACACAAAGUUAUUAUUGUGGGGCUGGACAAUGCUGGCAAGACCACAAUUCUUUACCAGUUUUCAAUGAAUGAAGUGGUACACACCUCACCUACGAUUGGCAGCAACGUGGAGGAGAUUGUGGUCAACAACACUCAUUUCCUGAUGUGGGACAUCGGGGGUCAGGAGUCCCUUAGGUCAUCGUGGAAUACAUACUACACAAAUACAGAGUUUGUCAUCGUGGUGGUCGACAGCACAGACAGAGAAAGGAUCUCAGUGACCAAAGAGGAACUCUACAGAAUGCUAGCACAUGAAGAUUUAAGAAAGGCAGGUUUGUUGAUCUUUGCCAACAAGCAGGAUGUGAAAGGUUGCAUGUCUGUGGCUGAGAUCUCCCAGAGCCUCCAGCUUACCUCGGUUAAAGACCACCAGUGGCACAUCCAGGCCUGCUGCGCCCUCACUGGGGAGGGGUUGUGCCAGGGUCUUGAGUGGAUGAUGUCACGGCUGCGUGUGAGAUGAUGACCUCUGACUUUGAUCAAGAGUGCGCCCUCGCUCUGUGUUUCCUCUGCCUCCAGACAUAAGCCUGAAACGAGGAUCGGGGGGUGUGAGGUCGGCUGAUGGAUUGGCCCUCUCCUGUUUUUCCUGUGAUGCUGACGCGGGCACACCGCUGCCGGGACGUUAUAUUCUUCUGUGAUAAUUUAUUUUACAAAAGAACUCAAGAACAAAAAAAAAAAAAAAUACACAACCUUUUCUGAAGGACAUUGAACAACAAAAGAGACUCAAAAUAUUUAAAUUUGUGCACGGUUUUCCUUUUCAGCAGAACGCAGAAGUCAGCAGAGCGUCUGACUUGGAACUGUACAUGGACUCAUUCUUCAGCUGUGUGUGACUCCAGCCCACGGUGGCCUUGCAGUAUUGCCAGACUGGCUGUGGCAGUUUUUAUUGCCCCUCCCCUGUGUGUACAGUCCAGUAUUCUCUUUUAACGUGGUGCCUGCAGCAGAAUGUUCAAGUGAUUAAGGUUGAUGGCGACUGAAACAUGCAGAAAGGAGGGUAAAAAUCACAAUAUGCCCUCUUCUUUUCAGUCCCUAUGAAUAAUCAGUGAAAUAAAGUGUUUUUAUCUGUUUCAGGUGAA